Molecule: messenger RNA, 2350 nt
Organism: Vespa crabro (European hornet)
Lineage: Eukaryota; Metazoa; Arthropoda; Insecta; Hymenoptera; Vespidae
Exons: 10
Coding region: 432-2204 (590 amino acids)
Molecular function (GO): zinc ion binding
Source: RefSeq, a predicted model, not a curated record
AAUUAUUUAAAAAUGGCAUCUUAAUCAAUAAAUUUUCAAUCUAUAUUUCUUAUUUGCGUUUGGAUUAUAUAUAUUUCAUCAUUAAUCAGGAAAAGAAAAAUUAAAUUCUAUAUGUAGGGAAUGUGCCAGAAUAAGUAACUUGAUAUUCCCCAUUGUAUUUACUGCGCAUCCAACUGCGUCAUUCAUUUUCCACAUUUCCAAUUAAUCAAGUGAAAUGUUUCAUACGCGUUUUAUUUAAUGUCAACACCUCAUAAGAACGUAUUGAAAGUGACAGCUGACGAAUGUAAUAAAUUUUCGCAUCCUCGAUUGUCUACAUAUUUGUACUUUACGAUUUACGUUUUCGUAUACAAAAGUAAUAGCAACGGAGAAUCGCAUAUAUUCUGUUAAUACAAAAAUUAUAUUAGAGCAAUUUUGCUCUAUAAAAAUUGAUCAUGGAACAAAUGAUCGCAUUGAGUACACAAAAUCCAUUAUCAUUAUUGGUUAAAUUUGGAAUGAUGGCUUGGAACAACAGUUGCGGAAUUGAAAAUUGUUCGGGACAUGGUGAAUGCCAUAAUGGCACUUGCUUAUGUGAAAUCCAAUUCGAUGGACCUGAAUGCCAUGUACCAAACCUAAGUUAUUAUAUAGCAUUUGCAUCUAUUUUCUUUAUAUUGGCAUUCGUAUGUCUUAUUCAACUUGUGAUGUGUAUUAUUGCUGAAUGGAAAAAGAUGAAGGCACCUUCAUUUCUGAGAGCUUGCCGAGUUACUACUCAAAAAGUAUUAUAUUUUGUAGUUUUUCUUGCAUCAGUAAUACGUGGAGCAUACUUUACUUCUCCGACUGCAUUCAAAGAAGGUUGGUCAAGAAGUUUGUUAUCAGCAUAUUAUCCACUUUUAUUAAGUGGUUCAUCCUUAAUUGUAUGUUUUUGGGCUGAAGUUUUCCACCUGAGAGAUGUUCAAUGGGAUAAACCGCAAUUUUUAUCAAAAUCUUUUUUAGCAUUUGUUGUAUUUAAUAUAAUAACAUAUUCAUUAUUAUUAGCCGAAUUUGUCAUUGCACAAAUAAAUUCUCAAGAAGAUCAAAACAUUUUCCAGAGCUAUUAUACACACAUUUUUAAUGGAUGCUAUGCAGUACUUUUAUUCAUUGUUGUCAUAUUUUUUUUGAUAUAUGGAGUGGAAGUAUACUUUAAGGUUCGAGGUGGAUUUUUAAAUGAGUACCAGGUUGCUUCUAUUGCAACAAAUAUACGUACUCCAGAUGAAUCAAAGUUAUUAAAUGAAGAUCAAGUUACAGCUAAAUUAUUCGAUUCUCAACCAUCUACAUCUGAUAUUUUACACAUGCAACAACAAGUGAAUACUUCUCAAUUACAUCAAUCUAGAUUUGGUUUAUUAUCUCAAGCAUUCAUGUUGUUUAUCGUGGUUGGAUUUUUAUUUAGUGAAACACUCAGCGAAUUUUGGAAAACAAAAGUUCCCUUAUAUAGCAGAAAUUGGCAUGAUGUUGUGUUUCGUGUAAUAGAAGUUGGUGUAGCAUUAUGGUUUCCUUGUGUUUUAUGGAAUUGUAUGAGUCCUGAACAAUUAUGGAUUUUAAAUCCAAAACGAAUUUUGAAAAGGCUAGAUCUUGAUCAAACAAAACAUAUGAAAGAAAUUGAAUUGCAAGAUAAGUGUUCAGCACAAGAAUCUGCUAUACUUACUGAUGGAACAUCAAUCAAUAGUAAAGAUUGUUGGAUAUGUUAUGACAAUGACAGACACGAUGUUGGUCCAUUGAUACAGCCGUGUCAAUGUAGAGGCGAUGUAAGUGCAGUCCAUCAUGAUUGCUUGCGUAGAUGGCUUGUUGAGAGUUCAGUUAAUGCAGAUAGUCUUACUUGCAAGAUAUGUGGUACCAAUUAUAAUGUGGAACAUGCUACCCGUUUGGAUUGGCAAAAUAGUUUAACAACGAAACAUUGCCUUCAAACUAUUGCAAUUGUUACUACAAUGUGUGCAUCUUCUGCAGCUGCAUGGACAGUUAUACAACUUGUAGAAGGUCCCAUUAUUAGGAUGCUUGCAGCUGGUGCUGCUCUGUUGAUAAUGUAUGUUUGUAUAAGAUUUUUGAGUUUGAACACAGUGGUGGCUUAUCAACGUGCCAAAAUUUUAUCAUUAAACAUUGUAAAUUCUGAUAAUAGUGGAACAGCAACACAUGUUGCCACAAUCAGUCAUACUGUUUCUGUAGAUUUAACAAAAGCAGAACCUGCUAUGAUAUAGGUAGCAUGGCAUAUCAAGCAAUAGGAACAUAGGAUCUGGAAUAAAUAAAAAAUUAAUGAUUGCAAAGGCAGUAUAGAAAUUCUAAGGUAAUAGUAGUAGAGCUAUCAGAUACAUGUAAAUAAUAAGUAAAAUGAUAGUCAAAUGUG